UUCUAUUUUAAUGGCAAUCAGUCAUGAAGUUUAUCGACCAUACAUUUUUACAGAAGAUGAAUGAAUACAUUUAUUUUUUUCAUAAGGUGCCACAAAGUAGCAUUUGUUAGAAAAUGUAUUUACCCACACAACUCGAUCAAAUAAUCAUUGUACUCAUUUAAACAUUAUUCGAAGGACAAUUCUUUAGUGUCAUAUAACUUUGUUUGUAUUUCAGUAUCAAAAUAUAAAUAUAUAUGUUCAAAAUCAAUCUGUGCUAUCAAUGGCAGCUGGGGAGUAUGAGUUGGAACGUUUGUACUAGGGCCUUUGUGCCGUGGAACAGUUUUUGUGUAACACCGGGUCGGACCAGCGGACUUUUUGAUUUUCCCCUCGUCGCAGAUCAACAGAAAAACAAUAUUUACGUUCAGAAACCCAAACAGUUACUUCUACAAUGACGCUUGUUUUUCUUUUACCGCUCACUGUUGAUCUUCUACAUUGUUGACUACAGUUUACAAACUCUAGAGUGAAACUAAUGUCAUGUUAAUUCACAAACACAUACCCACACGUCUGUUUGAGACACUGCAACAUCAUCCUGAGUAUGAGCACUUCAGAUCGUCCUCUAAAACAGAAAAGCUACAUGGGGCAACACCAGAUCAAGAAGAAAAAAACUCUUCAGGCUCCUGAUGAGCCACUACAUGGAGACAGGCUGUUGCAGAAAACCCAUUAUCAGUCAGAGAAAAGAAAUGGAUCUGAAAACACCAGCAGAGACAGCCUCAUGGGUGGACGAUCAGUGUUGCCGCUGGGGGAAUCUACAUUAGCUCUUGAUGAAGAGAUGCUCCAGGUGCUGGAUGCUGUUGAAACUGUAAAGCCAGCAGCUGAAGCACAAGAACAGCCAGUUUCAUCAGCUGCCUUUGCCUCUUUACAGUCUCUUGCACCAGUUGCACAUAAUAACAGUGACGGUUUCAGAGCACCUCCUCAACCCAUAGAUAAAGGACCCCACAGUGGCUGUAAAAGAACAGGGUGGAUGUCUGAUAGUAAAGACCUUGCUCAGAAACUUCUCUUCAGUGAAGAUUUAGAGGAAGUGGAGCAUGCUCAGAGGGCUUCAGAAAGCCCGGCUUCUACCUGCAUUAAUUUUGAAAUAAAAAGUGAUCAGCAACCAGGCAGCUCCAUCAAGCAGAGGCCUACGCCCAGAAGAAAGAGCUCUCCUCUUAGUGAAGAGAGUGGAUUUAGUAAGGCUGCCGAUCCACCUUGUGAUGCAUCCAGAGACUACAUCUUGUUUAGCCCCACAUGCCUCGCAGCUGCUAUGAAGAGGGCCAAACUCCAGCAGUCAUUACAGAACCAGUCCACGUCUGUGCUGACAGCCCCCACUGGAUUAGAUCUUAGUGCUCUCAGCGAAACAUUACCUCAGCCAGGCAUUGCCUUAUAUGCUCCCUUGGAGCAACAUGAGAAGCUACUUUUAUCCAGUUGGGGUUUGCCAAAACCCAUCCUGGAGCGCUACCAGAAACACGGAGUAACUCACAUGUUUGAGUGGCAAGCUCAGUGCCUUACUGUUGGACGUGUGCUACAGGGAGGUAACCUGGUAUACUCUGCCCCCACUAGUGCUGGAAAAACUCUGGUGUCAGAGCUGCUGCUUUUGAAGCGCGUGUUAGAAACCAAAAGAAAAGCCCUCUUCAUUUUACCAUUUGUUUCUGUGGCCAAAGAGAAGAUGCAUUACCUUCAAAGCGUAUUUGAGGAGGCAGGAGUUUGUGUGGAGGGAUAUAUGGGCAGCACUGCGGCUGCUGGGGGGUUUGCGGCGCUGGAUGUGGCUGUUUGCACCAUAGAAAAAGCUAACUCCCUGAUUAACAGGCUUAUUGAAGAAGACAGUAUGGGCCUACUAGGCAUGGUAGUGGUGGAUGAGUUGCAUAUGGUUGGGGAUUCUGGAAGAGGAUACCUGCUAGAACUGCUGUUAACCAAAAUCCGCUACAUUACUCAGAAGCAGAACACCACAGGGUGUCUGUCUGAGGGUGUACAGAUAAUCGGCAUGAGUGCCACCCUGCCUAACCUUUCUCUCCUGGCAAGCUGGUUAGGUGCAGAGCUUUACCAGACAGACUAUAGACCUGUGCCCCUGCAGGAGCAUCUCAAAGUGGGCUGCAACUUCUACGACAAGAGCCUCUCUGUGGUCCGACAGUUCACUCCUGCACUCAAGAUUAGGGGUGAUGACGACCACAUAGUGAGUUUGUGCUAUGAGACGGUGAGAGAGGGCCACUCUGUGCUGCUUUUCUGUCCCUCAAAGAACUGGUGUGAGAAACUAGCAGACAGUAUCGCCAGAGAAUUCUACAACCUCAGUCAUACAGAUCGUAAGGGUGACACUGACCUCCAGCCUGUGAGUCUGGAUCAAGACGGACUAGUGGAUGUUUUGGCUCAGUUGAGACGAACUCCCGCUGGACUAGACGGCAUACUCCAGCGUACUGUUCCAUGUGGGGUGGCCUUCCACCAUGCAGGUCUGACAUUUGAUGAACGAGACGUGUUGGAGGGAGCUUAUCGUCAGGGCAUGGUCAGAGUCUUGGCUGCCACCUCUACCCUCUCCUCAGGAGUUAAUCUCCCAGCUCGCAGAGUCAUCAUUCGAACACCUACCUUCAAUGGACACCUGUUGGACCCGCUCACGUACAAACAGAUGGCUGGACGAGCUGGGAGAAAAGGUGUAGACACUAUGGGUGAAAGUGUGUUGGUUUGUAAAGAGGCAGAGCGUCAGAAAGGUAUCACUCUCCUGAAAGGUGCUCUUCAGCCUAUCAGCAGCUGUCUGGUGAGAAGAGAAGGAGAGGGUGUCACCACUAGCAUGCUGCGAGCCAUCCUGGAGAUAAUUGUCGGUGGUGUCGCCAGAACUCCACAGGAUGUGAAGUCAUAUGCUUCCUGUUCUCUACUGGCUGCCAGCAUGAAAUGUGAUGGCAAUAACAAAUCAAAUGAAGAGACCAACAAAGGGGCGAUUGAGGCAUGUGUCGAAUGGCUUAUGGAGAAUGAAUUUAUUAGCAUCCAGAAGGACGAACAAGAGGAGCAAUAUUGUUCCACGCAGCUUGGUGCUGCCACCCUUGCAUCCUCCCUCUCUCCUCCUGAGGCUCUUGGAAUAUUUGCAGAUCUCCAGCGGGCAAUGAAGGGGUUUGUGUUGGAAAACGAUCUGCACAUUCUCUAUCUGAUCACUCCCCUGUAUGCAGAGUGGACUACCAUAGAUUGGUAUCAGUUCUUCUGUCUGUGGGAACAGCUCUCGUCAUCGAUGAAAAGAGUAGCAGAGAUGGUCGGUGUCCAAGAAGGUUUUCUCGCAAGGUCUGUCAGCGGCAAACUUGUCGCCAAGACGGAAAAGCAGCGUAGACAGAUGGCAAUUCAUAAACGGUUUUUCACCACCCUUGUUCUACAGGAUCUGGUGAGUGAGGUGCCUCUGGGAACAGUGGCAUCGAAAUACAACUGCAAUCGUGGGCAGUUGCAGUCUCUCCAGCAGUCUGCUUCUACAUAUGCAGGUAUGGUCACCGUGUUCUGUAAGCGUCUAGGCUGGCACAACAUGGAGCUUCUGUUGUCUCAGUACCAAACCAGACUGAGCUUUGGAGUCCAGAGGGAGCUGGUCGACCUCGUCAGGGUUUCCCUAUUAAAUGCAACACGAGCCAGAGCACUUUACGCACAAGGGCUCUGUACUGUUGCUGAACUAGCCAGGGCUUCUUUGGCCGAUGUGGAGAAAGCCUUAAGGAAUGCAGUCCCAUUCAAAAGCUCCAAACGUGCAGUGGACGAAAGUGAGAAGGAGGCAGCGGAGAGACGGAGCCUUCGCUGCGUCUGGGUGACCGGUGGACGGGCCCUGACGGAACAGGAAGCAGCCACUGAGAUUGUUUCUGAGGCAAGGCUCCUCCUUCAGGAAGACCUGGCCCAGCUUGGAGUUCAGUGGAACCCAAUAACACAUCUUCCUGGGGCUCCUGCAGACGACAACAAUGACCGUCAUCACAGCAAAGACCCAGAAUCCUUAUCUGGCUCAUAUCUCAGUUCAAAAGAAGCUCAGACUGAUAAUACUGAAAAUAAUCAAGCAGUAGAUAGGCAUCAGAAAACGAUUUGUACCAGAAAAGGUACAAAUAAUGCCCGACAGAAGGAGCAGGAUUGUGUAAGUGACAAAAAAGUGGCUGAAAGAAAAAUGGAGAAACCAUUAGGUGAAGUUGGUAAAACAGAAGGGAAGUCAAAACCUGUUGACAAGGGAGUAAACGGAAAGGAGGAUCGGACAGACUUAGAAGUCAGACAAACAGGCGAUGAGGUGCAAGACGAAAGUGGAAAAGACACAAAGAAAACCAAGAUAAAUAUAAACCUGUCCACGUUAAAUAAACCAAAAAACCUAGAUGAAAAACAAGACCGACGGAUGGCCACAAGGUCAGAGAAAGAAGAGGAAGAGAACAAAAAAUUAGAAAAAACUGUGGAGAAACUCUCAGCUAGACCAGGGGGUCACCAAGCAAAAUGCCCUGUCCCUGAAAGAAGCCUGACACAAGAACUGGCUGAGAUUGUAAUAAGCCCUCUGCCUCAAGUUCUGCCACAGCCUCAGCCAACCACUUCUCCAAUGCCGCCUUCUCGUUUCAGAGCCCCAAUAUCUUCAGUGGUAGAACAACAAAGUGUUUCCACACGCACAUUAAAAGGAGAUGGUAGCACAGGACUCACUGUCUCACCUGCACAGCAAAGUAGAAUGAAGCACUCAAGAGCCUUAAGCAAAGUCCUGCAUUCCUUACAAUCUGACAAGUGUCUACAAGAUAAUGUAGAGACUGCACAAACAUCCCAGCUGGCAUCAGCUUACAACCCAGGACCUGCAGUCCUAGUGCCAAUCCCUGUUGAAACUGCUGGCCCAGCACAACAAACUCAUUCCACGGUUCCUGCUCCUAGAAAUGCAGACACAUUAAUUUCUCCACCACCUGUUUCCCCUGACUCGGCUCCCUUAUUUUCACCUGAAGCCAAAAGAAGGAGGAUGGGAGAGAUACAGAUGAAUACGUUUUCGUCUCCUGAGCUGUACGCGGGAGAUGAGCGAGAUGAAGAAGUUGAGGGAGUCAUUAGAAAAGGUGAAGAGAGUUUUGGUGACAGCUUUGAAUUGGACACGCAGACGGAGAGAAUUAUUGUUCAACAGACAUACCGCGACAAUGAAGGAACGAAUGAGAUAAUGGAAGCAGAAGAGAUGAAAGGGGAGGGAAAUGUAGAAGCAGACAUAGAGAUGGAGGGUGACACAGAGGAGGGAAAAAACAACCAAUGUCCUCGAUUCAGUAUCUCUCUUACAGAUAGCCAGAUGGAGCUCAUCCUGAACAGCAGCCAUCAGAUUUCCCCUGGCGGCGAUAACAUGGAUGAAGAUAAAAAUGAAGGCAGUGGUUUUGGCAAUGAAGCUCUUGACAACAAUCAGCUGGCUUCUGACAGUCUUAACAGAAGCAGUAGUUUUCUGUUCGACAGUCUGUAUGACAGUGCUCUGCUGGCUGGUUUGAGCCCACACAGGACCCCUCACCAGUCUGAUGAAGAGGAAUGCGUUGGCCAGGAAGACAAAAACGAGCGCCCUCUUCCAUCGACCCAGGAGCGACGGCACAGUGAGCUUCUUGCGGAAAAGCAGGAGGCAAUCCAAUGGGGUGAGUCCUCCUUCAACCUAUCAGAGUGGGGUGACUCGCUGCUUGUGGGUGAACAUUUUAUGGAGAGACAGAGUUUGCCCAGACAGACAACAAGAACUCAAAAAGAGGCUGAAGCCUGCCAUCAACCCAACACAGACCAUGUUCUGCUUAAGGAGCAGUUGUCAGAUUUACCAUCCGAACCUGGUGAGCCACAAACUGACUGCUCCGUUACUCCAAAUAAGUGUGACCUUAAUACAGCUGAACAGUUCACUCACGGUAAAAAUGACAAUACUAGGAGACAGGGAAAUGGAACACAGGAGGAGAAGGACAAAGAAUCAAUAACUAAUGUUUUAUUGUCAGAUAAUGCAGUGGAAAGUAAUCUUCACUGCAGCCCUGGUUUACAAGAGAUCUUUGACCGAUGGCCGACUAUGUCGAACCAGUCCUGGCAAAACACAACAACAAGCCAUACAGCCGCUGAAACACAUACUGCUGCAAACACUGUGGAUGCACCAGAUCCACCUCUGCUCUCAAAACGUGUGGGCCGAAAAGGGGGAAAGUUAAAUGUGCACCCUGCAGCGCCUCCUGCUGCUGCUGCUGCUGAAAUUGAACCUCAAUCAGCACAAACCUCAAGACUCAACUCUGAGAAGUUGACAGAGAGACCUGGAUCUGCUGGUGAUCUUAUUCCCCCCACUCAGGAAACACCACCUGUUACACCCAGAGUAAAACUAACCACCACCUCAGUCCAUUCCCCUUUCACCACCCAGCCACUUAAUCAGUCUACUCCCUCAACCAUACCACCCCGGAAAGCAUCAGUCCCUAAAUGUUGUACAACUCCCCCAGGGCACAGUAAUCACCGAACUGAUGCUGCUGACACUAAACAGUCUGAUUCUAUGUCUAAGUGGAGUGGUAAACACCAGCGAGGCCAAACAAAGGCUAUAACCAAAGACACACUAUCAGAAUCAGAUCGGAGGUCAAUUCCACAUUUAAGUCCAAAAGCCAAACAGACCCAGAACACCAGCCCACCUCAACGGUGUGCGUCUCCGUCCUCUCCCCGACCCAAGCCUCCACCUGACACAGAAUCUCCCGUGAUUGAUGAAGGCUUUUCGCUUCAGCUCUCCCAGGAUGCAUCGCUGUGUUCUAGCAACUCUGGAACUUUCACCAUCAUAGAUGUGGCAAGUGACAGGAGCCUUUUCAACACCUUCAUUGAUGAGUGGAAAACAAAGGAGCGCUACUCUCUGGCUUUAGCAUGUGAAAAGGGGGAAAACAGACCGCCACCUGAAGGGGAAAUUGAAGCAAAACACAAGAGAGCAUCUGCAGCUCAUCAGGUGUCCAGCAGGACUGAUGGUUUCCCAGUAAAAGACAGUGAUGGACUGGUGUUGAUUGGACUGUCUGUCUGCUGGGAAGCAAGAGAUGCAUUCUACAUAUCUCUGCAGAAGGAGCAGAGCAAAGGUUUGAGCUCUAGUCUGGCUCCUCCUCAACUGGAUGAUAAUCUGUCUGUGAGUGAGAGGCUGCAGCAGGUAAAGGCUUGUCUGAGCAGGUCAUCAACUGCUCUUAGUUCAGCUGUGGUCGUCACGUAUGACAUUAUCCCGGUGUACAAGACGCUAGUCCUGAGCUGUGGCAUCAGCUUGGAGGGCAACUUUGAAGAUCCCAAGGUAGCGUGUUGGCUGAUGGACCCCGGCAGCGAGGAGAGGACUUUACCCAACAUGGUGACUGUCCACUGUCCUGAAGAACUGCCUCUGCUGGACAGCCUUGGAAAUGCACACGCAUUCUGUCCUCGUGUUAGGGCAGCGAGCAUGAGUGUGCUUGUGCAUGCCGUCAUGAACCAUGUCACCAGCCUGCUGGAGAAAGAUGGCAUGCUUGAUGUAUUCAGGAGCACUGAGAUGCCUUCGCAGGUAUGUUUGGCUCUGUUGGAAUUGAAUGGACUGGGCUUCAGUGUUGAAGAGUGUGAGCGACAGAAACAUGUAAUGCAGGCCAAACUCACAGCGCUGGAGGCAGAGGCGUACAGCCUGGCUGGACACAGCUUCUCCCUCACUUGCAUAGACGACAUAGCACAGAUACUGUUCUUGGAGCUCCACCUGCCCCCAAAUGGUGAUGUGGUCGGAUCAAAGAGUAAGAAAACUCUGGGCUACGCCAGAAGAGGGGGAGGCAGAGUGCGGCUGGGAAAGCAGUUCAGCACCACCAAGGAUGUUCUAGAGAAACUUCGGCCAUUGCACCCUUUGCCAGGUGUGAUUCUGGAGUGGAGGCGGAUCACCAAUGCCUUGACUAAAGUGGUGUUUCCGCUGCAGAGGGAAAAACAAUAUCAUCCGACACUGGCCAUGGACAGAAUAUACCCAGUCGCCCAGACGCACACAGCCACAGGUAGAGUGAGCUUCACUGAACCCAACAUACAGAACGUCCCCAAAGACUUUGAGAUUCAGAUGCCUACAGUGGUGGAUGAGAGCCAACCUUCACAAAACAACCUCCAAAGGACCAACAAACCGCGGAGGAGACUUUCUGUCGUGCCCUCAGUUACAGUUGGAGCUGCAGGACAAGGCUCUGCUUUCUCCGUCAGUAUGAGACAUGCCUUUGUACCUUUUCAAGGUGGGAUGAUUUUAGCAGCUGAUUAUUCCCAGCUGGAGCUGAGAAUAUUGGCUCACCUGUCCAAGGAUCAAAGGCUUAUACAGGUGCUGAACGGAGGCGCAGACGUGUUUCGCUGCAUCGCUGCCGAGUGGAAAAGUGUUGACCCGGAGACUGUAAAAGACAACCUGAGACAACAGGCAAAGCAGAUUUGCUAUGGUAUUGUCUAUGGGAUGGGAGCAAAGUCUUUGGGAGAACAAAUGGGAGUGGAGGAAAAUGAUGCAGCCUGCUAUAUAGAGAGCUUCAAGGCCAGAUACAAAGGAAUCAACGCCUUCCUUAAACAAACAGUGAAGAACUGUGUAAAGAACGGCUAUGUUCAGACUUUGAUGGGUCGUAGGCGAUACCUCCCUGGAAUAACCAACACCAACGCACACAUCAAAGCACAUGCAGAGCGUCAGGCAGUGAACACGACGGUCCAGGGCUCAGCAGCUGACAUCGUCAAACUCGCCACUGUGAACAUCCAGAGGCGACUGAGAAGAGUGUAUCCUGCUGCUCCACUUUCUCAUCAGCACCCGCGCUCAGCCAGCAAGCAGCGCAGGGCCGGGUCGUCUCAUAUGAGAGGAGCCUACUUUAUCUUGCAGCUGCACGAUGAACUCAUCUAUGAAGCCACAGAGGAAGACAUCAUACAGGUUGCUCAGAUAGUGAAGAGGGAGAUGGAGUCGGCAGUGAAACUCUAUGUAAAGCUCAAGGCCAAAGUCAAAGUGGGACCCAGCUGGGGGAGCCUGCAGGACCUAGAUCUGUAAUGACAACGUAUUCAUGUUCCACUAGCAUGUACUUACUGCAAAGUAUUGUGAUGUAUGUAAAUACUAAAAUCUACACUAAUAUAUACACUUUUUAAAAAUAAUUUUAUUAACAGUAAUGAAAUGCAAGCCACUAGGAGGCCAUGAUUGAUCUAUGAACAUCAAAUGAACUAUUUAAUGUAUUUAACUGUAGUUUUGGGUAGUUGUUUGAUUUUGUGAGAAGUAUUGAUAUUGAAUAAUUUAAAUGAUUGUUACCAUGUAAAAAUAAUACUGUGGAAUUAAACUACUGUAAAAUUAAACUAUUUUGAAACUA
Messenger RNA from Solea solea (common sole), 9221 nucleotides. RefSeq names its product polymerase (DNA directed), theta (gene polq). Gene Ontology annotation, molecular function: DNA-directed DNA polymerase activity; ATP binding; DNA binding. The coding region runs from base 575 to 8911 and encodes 2778 amino acids. Gene Ontology annotation, biological process: DNA-templated DNA replication; double-strand break repair via alternative nonhomologous end joining. Lineage: Eukaryota; Metazoa; Chordata; Actinopteri; Pleuronectiformes; Soleidae. The record is from RefSeq and is a predicted model, not a curated record. The transcript has 35 exons.